This is a messenger RNA of Phyllopteryx taeniolatus (common seadragon), 1879 nucleotides long. Its product is annotated as solute carrier family 22 member 21-like. Gene Ontology annotation, cellular component: membrane. Gene Ontology annotation, biological process: transmembrane transport. Gene Ontology annotation, molecular function: transmembrane transporter activity. The transcript has 10 exons. NCBI's taxonomy places the organism in Eukaryota, Metazoa, Chordata, Actinopteri, Syngnathiformes, Syngnathidae. The record is from RefSeq and is a predicted model, not a curated record. The coding region runs from base 156 to 1802 and encodes 548 amino acids.
UAGGUCAAUAUGCAGUACAGUAAAAAAAAAAAAAAAAAAAAAAAGGGAAAAAAAGUACUGCAGUGGUAAAAGCUGAACUCAAGUUUUGCCACUUCUUGCAGGGGAGCGCAGCCUCUGCCUGGAGAUCCUGCAAGCACUUUUUGUCUCAUUCAAAAAUGUCUUCUGAAACGUGUAAAGAUUUCGACCGGGCAAUGGUUUUCCUGGGAGACUACGGCCGCUUCCAAAUUCAAAUUAUGGUUUUGCUGAGUUUAACGGCAAUUCCGUGCGGCUACAUGGGAGUGCUGGCUGUGUUCGUCGCGGACACGCCGGCUCACCGCUGCAGGACCUGGCUCAACUCUACGCUUCGCGACCCUCACGGCGUGGAUUCUUUCCACGGGACCGGACCCGACAGCUGUUAUCGGUACAAGGUGGACACCAACCGGAGCGAGCCGGGCGAACCGAGCAACGGCACGGAUCGAUGCGUGGAUGGAUGGCUCUUCAGCACGGAGAGAUACACCAUCGUGUCUGAGUGGGAGCUGGUGUGUGAAAAUGCAUGGAAGGUUCCCUUCUCUACUUCUAUGUUCUUUGUCGGAGUCCUGUUUGGAUCCCUCGUCGGUGGUCAACUCUCAGACCGGUUUGGAAGAAAGCGAGUGCUUUUUUUCUCCAUUGCCUUACAGUCUGUCACCACCUUGAUCCAGGCCACCUCUGUCAACUGGGUCAUGUUCUGUGCUCUUAACUGCCUGAGAGGAGUGGGCCAUGUGUCCACCUACAUUUCAUCACUGGUUCUGGGGUCUGAGAUGCUGUGUGAGUCUGCCAGAAUAACUUACUCUCUACUGGGCCAAUGUCUUGCUUUUAGCAUCGGGUAUGCCCUGUUGCCACUCUUUGCCUACUUCAUUCGAGGCUGGAGGCUAUUGCUGGUUGCUUGCGCUAUCCCAGGCCUCCUCUUCAUUCCUACUUGGAGGGUUAUUCCUGAGUCACCUCGCUGGCUUUUGCAGAGAGGCCGGGUGAAGGAGGCUGACAUGGUUAUGCGGCAAGCUGCCAAAAUGAACAGAAUCCAGGCAUCUGAAAUCAUGUUUAGCCCUGGUGAGGGCUCGGAAUUACUGCAAAAACCAAGUGAAGAUAAGCAGAUGUAUACAUUUAUGGACCUGAUAAGCACCGCUAACCUGAGGAACAUUACAGGUCUUGGUGUUUUUAUAUGGUUGACAAUCAUCAUGGUGUUUUAUGGGCUGUCUCUCAAUACGAGUAACCUGAAAGGCAACAUUUACCUUAACUGCCUCAUUUCAGCAGCCACUGAUACAGUGGCAAAUGUUUCCACUUGGCUCUUGAUUAACAGAGUUCCACGGCCCGCACUGCUCUUCUUCACACUGAUGUUCUCUGGAAUAACACUCCUUGUCGUUAAGAUUGUCCCGGGGGACAUGAAUACCACAUUUCAGGUUUUGGUUCUCGUAGGGAAGUUAGGUGUGUCUGUGGCUUACAGCUUUACCUUUGUGUUUUUCACCGAGCUGUACCCCACCGUGGUCAGGAACACAGGCUUGGGUAUUUUGUCCACAGCAGGAUGCAUAGGCACCAUCGUCUGUCCUUAUGUCAUCUACAUAGGGAUUUACAGCAAGAUUCUCCCUUAUAUUAUUUUUGGUUCAGUCAGCAUCAUAGCUGCUAUUUUGAGUUUGUUGCUUCCAGACACAAGAAACUGCAAAAUUCCUGAUCUUAUCAGUGAAACCAAACCUAUUCAAUGCUAUUGCACGCCAAAGAAAUGCCCUUGCCUGCAACCCUCCAAGCAACAGGCCGCUAAGAGUGAUGCAACAGCGCCCUCUGUUGACAUUUAAGUUAUAUCAAUAUUACCAAUAAAAAAGUUGUGUUUACACUCCAUUGUCUUUAACACAUUAAAUUUUUUUUUAUCAAA